Vitis riparia (riverbank grape) is the source of this 944-nucleotide messenger RNA. Its product is annotated as soluble inorganic pyrophosphatase 1-like. Gene Ontology annotation, biological process: phosphate-containing compound metabolic process. Bases 69 to 713 code for a protein of 214 amino acids. Gene Ontology annotation, molecular function: magnesium ion binding; inorganic diphosphate phosphatase activity. Gene Ontology annotation, cellular component: cytoplasm. The record is from RefSeq and is a predicted model, not a curated record. Lineage: Eukaryota; Viridiplantae; Streptophyta; Magnoliopsida; Vitales; Vitaceae. The transcript is spliced from 9 exons.
CGUCUGCCUGUUCUUGAGCACCCUGACCUUCUUACCUAUAUUGGCCUUCUUCCCUCAAUCUUAGAAAAAUGGGCGAUGGACAAAAAAAAACCGAACUUUACGAUGCUUCACAACGCCCAUCCUCCUUGAAUGAGAGGAUCCUCUCAUCAAUGUCAAGGAGAUCGGUUGCUGCUCAUCCUUGGCAUGAUCUUGAGAUUGGACCUGGAGCUCCUCAAAUUGUCAACUGUGUUGUUGAGAUAACGAAAGGAAGUAAAGUUAAGUAUGAGCUUGACAAGAAAACUGGGCUGAUUAAGGUUGACCGUGUCUUAUAUUCAUCUGUGGUGUAUCCUCAUAACUAUGGAUUCAUUCCCCGUACCCUAUGUGAAGACAAUGAUCCACUGGAUGUUUUAAUCCUCAUGCAGGAACCAGUAGUUCCUGGCUGUUUUCUUCGAGCCAGGGCCAUUGGGCUGAUGCCCAUGAUUGAUCAGGGAGAGAAUGACGAUAAGAUCAUUGCUGUAUGCGCUGACGAUCCAGAAUAUCGACACUACACUGACAUCAAAGAGCUUCCACCUCAUAGACUAGCUGAGAUCCGGCGAUUCUUUGAAGAUUAUAAAAAGAAUGAGAACAAGGAGGUUGCCGUGAAUGAUUUCUUACCUUCAAGUUCUGCUCAUCAAGCUGUCCAGCAUUCCAUUGACCUUUAUGCUGAGUAUAUACUGCAGAGCUUGAGGAGAUGAGCAAAUGGGGGCAUAUUCCAUAAUAAUUCAUUUGUAUGGAUGGCGAUUGAAAAAGAAAGGGGUGGCUGCAUACCUCAUAAUUUUUGUACUAAGCAAUUUUCUAAGCUUGUAAGGCUAAAUAAUCCUAUGCCAACAAAAUAAAGGUGAAGUCUUGUUAUUUGAAUCAGUUGUUUGUGUUGCCAUUCGAUUGAGUUGUAAACCCUUGAAAUUAAGAUCCAUUUUUUUCUCAUU